CUUUCGGCUCCUGCAAAACACACAAACAUUCACACUAACUCCCCCUUUUCCUUUUAGUACUAUAUAUUUAUGUGCAAGUUGACACACAUAGCCAUAAAAACUCUUCCAAUGCUAAGUUCCUUUCCACUUUCUGAACAAAUCAGAGUCUUUUCCUAAUUCUCAAAAAUUCCCUCACAUACAUUCUUCCGUACCCAAUUUGAAAGUAACGUUUCAACACAAGUGAUCAUUUUAGAAAAUCGUAAUGGCAUCGCUAUCAACCCUUCUUGUUACAUUUUACAUGUCAUUAAUUGCAUUAUUAUUAUUAUUUAGUCAUGUUGUUACUGCUAGGUACCAUCACCACGGACACCGCGGUCACCAUAAUAAUAAGAAACAACACAAGCAUAAUAAUUCUCACAUAUCGUAUCCGCCUUCAAUUUCACCUGAGCCUUCUAAUUCGGACGAAGGGGUUUAUGAUGUGAGGUCUUUUGGUGCCGUGGGGGAUGGCGUUACGGAUGACACUGAAGCUUUUAAGGCAGCGUGGGAUGCUGCUUGCCAAGUUGAGUCAUCAGUCAUUCAUGUUCCCGUUGGUUACUCUUUUAUGAUACAAUCUACUAUUUUUACUGGUCCUUGUCAAACUGGCUUGGUGUUUCAGUUGGAAGGUACUAUAAUGCCGCCAGAUGGACCAGAGUCGUGGGGGAGCAACAAGAGUAAGCGGCAGUGGCUGGUAUUCUAUAGAGUAAAUGAGUUGUCAUUGCAAGGUGGAGGCGUCAUAGACGGAAGAGGAGAAGAAUGGUGGAAUCUUCCUUGUAAACCCCAUAAGGGACCUAGUGGAAGUACAUUGCCUGGACCAUGUGACAGCCCAAUUGCCAUUAGAUUCUUCAUGAGCUCAAAUCUAACGGUGGAAGGAAUUAAAAUGAAGAAUAGCCCCCAAUUUAAUUUCAGAUUUGAUAACUGCAAGAAUGUGCAUAUUGAAUCCCUACACAUCACAGCUCCCAUCUGGAGUCCCAACACUGAUGGCAUUCACAUUGAGCAGACCAGCAAUGUUGAAAUUUAUGACUCACUCAUCUCUAAUGGUGACGAUUGUGUAUCAAUAGGAGCAGGAUGUUACGAUGUGGAUAUUAGGAAUCUCACAUGUGGACCUGGAGGACAUGGAAUCAGCAUUGGGAGUUUAGGCAACCACAAUUCGCGAGCAUGUGUAACAAACAUAACAGUUCGGGACUCAGUGAUAAAGCAAUCAGAUAACGGAGUGAGGAUCAAGACAUGGCAAGGCGGAUUUGGAGCAGUAUCAGGAGUUUCUUUCAUCAACAUUCAUAUGGACAACGUACGAAAUCCCAUUAUAAUCGAUCAAUUCUACUGUCUCUCGAAAGACUGCAGCAAUCGGACAUCAGCAGUGUCCGUUUCAGACAUAGAGUACGCGAGUAUUAAAGGAACAUAUGAUAUUAGAAGCCCGCCAGUCCAUUUUGCUUGUAGUGAUACUAUCCCGUGCACUAACAUAACACUAUCGGACAUAGAACUUUUGCCUGAUCAAGGCGAAUUAGUCUUGGAUCCCUUCUGUUGGAACGCAUAUGGAGGAGUACAAGACACAUUAACAAUUCCACCUAUUUUCUGCUUGUUAGAGGGAAAUCCUCCAGCAAUGUUUGAGAAUAAUGACUUGGGGUAUUGUUCGUCGUCAUGAGACAUUUUAAUAAUAAUGCUUGAUUGUGCGGGUCCUCCCUUUUUUUUUGUGUGUGUUUCUGUACAUAUCAGGUUUAUAAUAUAAUAGAUUGAUGGAUUUGAGAUGGGAAUAAUAAUCCGAAACAUCCAUCGAUAUAAUGUUAUUUAGAUUCAGAAAGGGAGCUUAUUGUUUGCUAUAUAUAAGUUUCCCUUUGACAUUUACUUUAGCCUUUAGGUUUUUCUAUUGAUGUAAUAUUUUUUGUGCUUCCUGAACUAAUGUCAGUAAUAUAAUUGCUUAUGUGUGCUACUUUCAACAA
Molecule: messenger RNA, 1949 nt
Organism: Solanum dulcamara
Lineage: Eukaryota; Viridiplantae; Streptophyta; Magnoliopsida; Solanales; Solanaceae
Product: polygalacturonase At1g48100-like
Exons: 6
Coding region: 242-1654 (470 amino acids)
Biological process (GO): carbohydrate metabolic process
Molecular function (GO): polygalacturonase activity
Source: RefSeq, a predicted model, not a curated record